CUCCUCGCCUCAUACGUACACUUCAGCCUACUAGUCUACACCAUAUCUUAAUUUUACUGCACCAACUCCAGUCUACGCCACCUCGGACAGAUGUCCACGUCUAAAUGCCCUCGCUUUUCAGCAGUUCAGCAAGCUAUCUUGGCCGAGAUUGAGCGUCCAGACUUUAGUGCUGCCCUGCCUCCGCUCUCUGAUACCUCCUGGCUCCUGAUACUCAACGGAUCUCGAUGGCAACGCGAAGAGAAUGAGCGAUUGGAGUUUCUUGGUGACGCUCUCAUGUACGCCACAAUAGGCCGCCAGCUCUAUACGAAAAUCCCGCUUGGAACACCCGGCCUCUACAGUAUCCUUCGUGCAGCGCUUCACUCCAACCAGACAUUCUCCCGACUUGCGGAGAAACUCGAUAUCUUGGCUGUCAGCGGCCGUGCUCUACAGUCGCUAACUGCCCGGACCUUUGGAGAAGGUACGAUGACAUCUUUCAAGUCUUGGGGUCAAGUCAAGGCUACUGCGGACCUCUUCGAGACUAUCAUCGGUACAUAUUUCAACGAGGCAGGAUUCGAGGCGCUGUGCGAGUGGUCAGCCGAGCUCUACCAGAGGCUGAUCGUCGCGGGAAAGAAUGCCUAUCUUUCACAGUCCCUCGUAGGUGCACGUAUAAGUGCCUUUGCGUACGCCACGCGUAGGGCUGACGUCUCCCCGGUCAUUUAUCACGCCGAGAAAGCAAAUCCCUCCCAAGACGUCUAUUUCGGCUCGAUCCUCUAGCUCUAAUCCCGUCAAGCAACCUAUGCUCAUUGACCUAACUGCGAAUGCCGACUCUGAUAUGGAGCUCGAAUCAAAUGUCGAGGAUGAGCUGUCUUCGCCGCCGCUGGUCUUUGUCGACAUAGGCCCUCCUCCUCCAGACUCGACAUGUUCUUCCACAGAGGCUGACAAGAGAAGAACAAGGAGAUCGCCGUGACGAGUAUUUCCUGGAGAAGAUGUGUUUGGCAGGCGAUUAGAGCAUCGCCGCGUUUGGUUGCU
Messenger RNA from Phanerochaete carnosa HHB-10118-sp, 1008 nucleotides. RefSeq lists its product as uncharacterized. Lineage: Eukaryota; Fungi; Basidiomycota; Agaricomycetes; Polyporales; Phanerochaetaceae. Gene Ontology annotation, biological process: RNA processing. The transcript has 3 exons. Gene Ontology annotation, molecular function: ribonuclease III activity. The record is from RefSeq and is a predicted model, not a curated record. Bases 91 to 753 code for a protein of 220 amino acids.